AUGAUGCGCCCUCUGGGCGGAAACCCCGCUCGAGGCAGCUGGACGGCGGCAUCUUUUGUGCGGCUAGCAAAGCACCGUGCGCGCGACCCGCAGCGGACAGUUCCGAUAUUCGUCCGAUGGCAGUCGACACAAACCGAAGAGCGCAAGACGCUCGCAUUAACUUCACAGGCGCGGCACAACGAAAUUGGGAUCCAGCACGGUGGCAAGCCUCCAUCGCCUGAACUGGUCGAGCUGGCAAGGGACCAUUUGCGACGCCAAGACCUGCUGGGCAAAAACACCGACAACACCGCACCGAUUGCCUUUGACGUUCCCCCGCUGCAUGGCCAGACGCUCGACGAGCAUUUUUUCAAGCUGGGCACCGACGCCGCCGAGCCCUUUUUGGGAUAUGCGAAACAGUUUGCCUGUGCCAACACACAACCGAAGCCCCGGAAAUGGGUACGGCGCAGCGGAUGGACCAAGUACUACCCAGACGGGCGGACCGAGGCGGUCGAUGCACCAGACGAGGCGAUGCUCGUGUUCGACACAGAAGUCAUGUGGAAGGAAAGCCCAUUUGCUGUUAUGGCGUGUGCCGCUAGCCCGACGGCAUGGUACGCCUGGCUGUCGCCGUGGCUGCUCGGCGAGACGGAGAACGACUGCAACUUGAUACCGCUGGGCGACCCGACAAAAGACCGCAUCGUGGUCGGCCACAACGUCGGCUACGACCGUGCGCGUGUACUUGAGGAAUACGAUCUGAAGCAGUCUCGAAACGCCUUCUUGGACACCAUGUCGCUGCACGUGGCCGUCAACGGCAUGUGUUCGCAGCAGCGGCCGACAUGGAUGAAGCACAAGAAGAACCGGGAGCUGCGCGACCGCAUUGCCAAGGAGACGGACAAUUUCGAGCUGUCGCAGCUGCUGCAAAACAAUGCAUUGCACGCGGAGGAAGAGGAGCUGUGGGUCGACCGCAGCUCGGUGAAUUCGCUGCGCGACGUGGCCAAGUUCCACCUUCACAUUGCCAUGGACAAGACUGCGCGCGACGAGUUUGGUGAGCAGGACCGCGAGGGCGUGCUGAGCAAGCUGGACGAGCUGCUCGACUACUGUGCGGCCGACGUGGCCGUCACGCACCGCGUCUUCCAGAUUGUGUUUCCCAACUUUCUCGAGGUGUGCCCGCACCCUGUCAGCUUUGCCGCUUUGCGCCACCUCGCGUCCGUCAUCCUUCCCGUGAACAAAUCGUGGGAGUCGUACAUUGCCAACGCCGAAGCGACAUACCGCCGCCUCUCCGAUGCCGUCCAGGAGCGGCUCGUGACGCUGGCUGAGAAGGCGCUGGAGAUCCGUGGCGACAGCGACAAAUGGAGCCAGGACCCGUGGAUGCAGCAGCUGGACUGGUCUGGCCAAGAGAUCCGCAUGGUCAAGGGCAAGAAGAAGAACGACCCGCCGCGGCCAGCAGCACGCCAGAAGAAGCCCGGCAUGCCGCAAUGGUACAAGGACCUCUUUGCCAAAAACGACUCGCCCAUCAACAUUUCGGUUCGGACGCGCAUUGCUCCGCUGCUCCUCCGCCUGGCCUGGGACGGCCACCCGCUCUUUUGGUCAGACAAGUACGGGUGGACGUUUCGUGUGACGCGAGAGGAGGCCGCUGACUAUGACGAGAAGCAGAUGCUGCGAUGCGACAUGGCCGACGAGCCCGUGGAGCUUCUCAGGAACGACCGGCGCUAUGUGUACUUUAAGCUGCCGCACAAGGACGGCCCCACAGCGCGCUGCGCCAGCCCCAUGGCCAAGAGUUACUUGGCGUACUUUGAAAAGGGCACGCUGUCGUCCGAGUAUGCGUAUGCGAAAGAAGCGCUCGAGAUGAACGCGUCGUGCUCGUACUGGAUCAGCGCGCGCGACCGCAUCAUGUCGCAGCUUGUCGUGUACAACGAACAGCUGCCCGCCAGCGCAGCAUCGCCACCCGAUGAUGGAUCUGGGUUCAUCUUGCCCCAGGUCAUCCCCAUGGGUACCAUUACGCGGCGUGCCGUCGAAAACACAUGGUUGACGGCCAGCAACGCCAAGAAGAACCGUGUCGGGUCGGAACUGAAGGCCAUGGUGCAAGCACCGGACGGCUACUCGUUUGUCGGUGCCGAUGUCGACUCGGAGGAGCUGUGGAUUGCGAGCGUGGUGGGCGACGCGACGUUUGGCCUGCAUGGCGGCAACGCGAUUGGAUUCAUGACGCUCGAGGGCACCAAGGCGGCUGGCACUGACCUGCACUCGCGAACGGCGGACAUUUUGGGCAUUACACGCAACGACGCCAAGGUGUUCAACUACGGGCGCAUCUAUGGCGCAGGACUCCGGUUUGCGGCACAGCUGCUCCGGCAGUUCAACCCGUCGCUGUCCGAGGCCGAGACGAUUGCGAUCGCGACGAAGCUGUACUCGGCGACCAAGGGCACACGCACGACCCGCCGCGCGCUGUACAAGCGGUCGUUCUGGCGCGGCGGCACAGAAUCGUUUGUGUUCAACCGCCUGGAAGAGUUUGCCGAGCAGGAACGCCCACGCACGCCAGUACUAGGUGCAGGCAUCACAGAGGCCCUCAUGGGCCGGUUUAUCAGCAAGGGUGGCUACCUGACGUCGCGCAUCAACUGGGCGAUCCAGUCGUCUGGGCAGGACUACCUGCACCUGCUGAUUGUGUCUAUGGACUACCUGAUUCGGCGGUUCAACAUCCAGGCACGUCUGGCGAUUACGGUGCACGACGAGAUCCGGUAUCUUGUGCGCAACGAAGACAAGUACCGCGCGGCCAUGGCGCUGCAGGUGGCCAACCUGUGGACACGGGCCAUGUUUGCGGAGCAGGUGGGGAUCCGUGACCUGCCGCAGGCCUGUGCGUUCUUCUCGGCCGUGGACAUUGACCACGUGCUGCGCAAGGAGGUGGACAUGGACUGCGUGACGCCGAGCCAUCAGACCGCCAUUCCGCCGGGCGAGAGCCUGGACAUGCAGACAUUGCUGGACCGUGGCGCCGAAGCGUUCUUGGACCCGGCCAUUGUGCCAGACGCGCAGCACGCGCCGCAGCUCGAGGGCAUUGCGUACACGCCGCGCAAGCCGGUGAUGGAGACGCUGCGAGAGCAGGACAACAGCACGACGGACGUGGCGUUCAUCCGGGCUCAGAUCACGGCCGACGAAAAGGAGUUGAAGGACAUUCUUACCGCGAAGCGCAAAGAACUCGCACCGACGUCUACGAGCAAGUCGUCGAAAUCCAAGACGACGGCGGCGGCGGGGACGGCGGCAACGACGAAACGGUCGUACUCGAAGCGGUCUGUGUUCCCGUACUAUGCCAGCCCACAGCUGAUGCCGAUGGAAGAGCCCAUCUCGGUGACUGAGGCGCUGUCCUUUGGCGGCAGCGGCGGCGGUGGCCACGACGGCAACAGCAGCCGGUUCGCACAGGUAGUCGACAGCAGCUACGACGACUUUAAUUUCGGCGCUCGCAACAGCUCGCCCAGCAACGGCAGCGGCAACAGGUGGGCGUGGACAGCCAACAGCGCCGGCGGCGGCCAUGGCAACGCCCACGGCAAGUAUGGCAAGGUGUCGACACGCGGCUCGCGCAUCUAA
Molecule: messenger RNA, 3546 nt
Organism: Sporothrix brasiliensis 5110
Lineage: Eukaryota; Fungi; Ascomycota; Sordariomycetes; Ophiostomatales; Ophiostomataceae
Product: DNA polymerase gamma 1
Exons: 3
Coding region: 1-3546 (1181 amino acids)
Biological process (GO): mitochondrial DNA replication
Cellular component (GO): gamma DNA polymerase complex; mitochondrion
Molecular function (GO): DNA binding; 3'-5' exonuclease activity; DNA-directed DNA polymerase activity
Source: RefSeq, a predicted model, not a curated record